Molecule: messenger RNA, 438 nt
Organism: Eucalyptus grandis
Lineage: Eukaryota; Viridiplantae; Streptophyta; Magnoliopsida; Myrtales; Myrtaceae
Product: calmodulin-binding transcription activator 3-like
Exons: 2
Coding region: 31-405 (124 amino acids)
Biological process (GO): regulation of transcription by RNA polymerase II
Cellular component (GO): nucleus
Molecular function (GO): transcription coregulator activity; double-stranded DNA binding
Source: RefSeq, a predicted model, not a curated record
AAACGAGAAGCACUUACUGACACCUCCAGCAUGCAAGAUGCAUCCUCAAAUGAGGAUGAGUAUGAUUUUUUGAAAGAAGGACGAAAGCAGACUGAAGAAAGGUUGGAAAAAGCUCUUGCUAGGGUGAAGUCCAUGGUGCAAUACCCUGAGGCCAGGGAUCAAUAUAGGAGAUUGCUAAACGUUGUUUCUGAGAUACAAGAAGCCCAGGUUGAAUACGAAAUGACACCCGACCAUAAUGGAGAAGCAACAGAUUUUGAUGAUGAUCUGACUGAUCUUGAACAACUAUUGGACGACGACACUUCAUGCAUUUGGGACCCUGACCCCACGAUCUCUCUUCCCGUCAGUAGGGUUUACAAAUUAACUGGUAGACUGAACCGGCAAAGACCGUAUAAUGACUGCAUUUAGUGUACAGAUGUAAUCUAGCAAUUAAUUCAAUUA